UCUACCAUUUGUGGAAAUGUCGGAAUUCAGUGUUGCUGCCAGUUUCGAGAGAAAAGCCAAGGAGGUAACCGGUUCGCAGCAGAGCAUACAAACGCUCUCGGUUUGGGCCAUUCACCAUCGAAAACACGCAAAGAGCAUAGUGGAGGCUUGGCUGAAAGAACUACUCUCCUCUAGAGAAAGCAAGAAAUUGACGCUUAUUUAUUUGGCGAACGACAUAAUCCAGAAUAGUAAGCGGAAAGGUCACGAGUAUUCGUCGGAAUUUGGGAUUGUUAUGGCCAAAGCACUGGAGAACGUCUACCAAUACUGCGAUGACAGUGUUGAGAAGGCUGUGAGUAGAGUACUCGACAUCUGGGAGGAGAGAGGAAUCUACAAUGAGCACACUAUCUCGUUGUUAAGACCCAGAAGCUACACGCCUCCAUACUCGCCACCACCCGAGAUGAGUGCUAACACAGAUGAAGGAGCAGUCGAUCAAUUGCCAUUGAAUGUAGAAGAGGAUGCCGAGUGUUCAGAGGAACCACCAGAUACAGAAACCUUCCUAGAACGGUUGAAAAACCUGGACCAGUCGGCUGCAUCACACGACGAUAGAACACGCAUGAAAAUUACAAAUAUUGCACAGGAAUUGUUAGAUCCCUCUGCUGUUGCCAGCAUUGAUGAUCACAGAGAGUUGGAGAGAUUACAAGAGAAGGCUGAGAGUGCUCACGAGUUACUUGAAAAGUACAGCAAACAUUUAGGCAGCGAAGUGCGCGACCGCAUUUCCAUGGUACACAUGCUUAAGUCAUACAUCAACCACCAUCGUGCAGAAUUGAGCAGAGCUGAAGAGCAACUCACAGAGCAUCGACAAAAGCACGAGAAAGUGCAGAAAGUGCGCAAACAGCUCCAGUUGCAUCUGGAUAGCCUUCCAGAUUUAUCAAAGUUACCGUCCAACACUGGAGGACUUGCUCCUUUACCAUCUGUAGGAGACUUGUUUAGCUGAGCAUGCUGUGUUGUUUGCUCUGACAACUGAACGAGCAACAUCAGUAUUGCGAUUGUAAGUAACAAUCCUCAUGGCAGGCUCCUCAUUCAUAUAGAUGUAUGUAUGUAUGUAUGUAUUACAAAUACAUCGAAUGCAUGUUUGAUGUAUAAAGAGUGACACUCAUGGUACAGGGUGUUGCUGGCAUUUUAACUGACUGGCGAUCUACACGAUCAACUUACGUUUUAGGC
Corticium candelabrum is the source of this 1200-nucleotide messenger RNA. RefSeq names its product regulation of nuclear pre-mRNA domain-containing protein 1B-like. Gene Ontology annotation, biological process: mRNA 3'-end processing. The transcript has 7 exons. Gene Ontology annotation, molecular function: RNA polymerase II complex binding. Bases 17 to 973 code for a protein of 318 amino acids. The record is from RefSeq and is a predicted model, not a curated record. NCBI's taxonomy places the organism in Eukaryota, Metazoa, Porifera, Homoscleromorpha, Homosclerophorida, Plakinidae.